UAUAUUUUGGAGCAGAAAUUUUACCAGUGAAAAUUUUGUACGGAAAAGUCGAACGAAAUUGCAACCCCACAGCAGUCGGUGGUGGAAAAUCGUUCGCUCGAGAUGGAACUGGUGAAGGAACGAUUCUGGAUGCUAAUCCAACGGGAUGUUGGACUUAUUCCGGAGCAUAUUAUAAACAUAUUGGAAUUUUGCGGCUAUUCCGCGAAUUGCGCUCUAGAAGCGAUCAAUGAUGAGAGGUUGAAAAUUAUCGAGCGGGAAGCGAAAGAAAUUCCCCAAAUCCUUCGCAUUCCGGCUAGCGAUGAGGAGCAAAUGAAAAAGUAUUUCGGUAAAUUUUACCGCAAUCCGCAAAACUUCCACAUCCUGAGCGGCGAGGCGCAGCAAAUCAAAAUGAUGGGCGUCUAUCUUCGCCAGAAAGGCAUCGGUAGUUACAUGAAGCUUGAUGAAUUGUCUCGAAUGAGAGACCGCCGACGGAAGGAAGUGGCCCCCACCGCCACCGAAGCAGGCGGCGGCACCCUCGAGGAACAGGCUCGCUUGCUGGCCGAGCGAAUCCAUACGUUCUACUUCAAUCGCUGCGAUGGCUCACCGACGAAUGUGGAAUUCUGCAACAUGGUGAGCGCGGUGCAGGUUGCAGUCGAAAUCGGUGAGGACGGUAAUUUGGUCGGGCACGUCACGUGUCCACUGUGUCAAAUGGAGAAGAAGCUGCGUGUUUCGCAGGAUCGAACCGGCCAUUGGGUGCUGGCAAACAUUGUAUCCCACAUGAACCGCCAUCUAACGGCCAUGUGCAAUCCCAACGCAAACCAAGUGGAAGAUCCCAACUCGGCCAAGAAGGUCAAGUUGGAACCGCUGGACUUGGAUGAUUCCUCCUCCCAGUACGGUGCAAAUCCGUACGGGUUUACGAUGAGUUUGACCUGAACUGAAAUUACUGUUAUUCCGUGGAAUGUACAGCAAUUCUUAACCUGUAAGUACAUUUAACA
Molecule: messenger RNA, 974 nt
Organism: Ochlerotatus camptorhynchus
Lineage: Eukaryota; Metazoa; Arthropoda; Insecta; Diptera; Culicidae
Exons: 4
Coding region: 103-912 (269 amino acids)
Source: RefSeq, a predicted model, not a curated record